Messenger RNA from Zingiber officinale, 1105 nucleotides. Its product is annotated as NEP1-interacting protein 1-like. The coding region runs from base 214 to 924 and encodes 236 amino acids. The record is from RefSeq and is a predicted model, not a curated record. NCBI's taxonomy places the organism in Eukaryota, Viridiplantae, Streptophyta, Magnoliopsida, Zingiberales, Zingiberaceae. The transcript has 5 exons.
CAAAAAUAAAAAAACCACGGCACGACCUCUUCAAACCACCACGAGCCUGUGCUGCUACUGCACCACGCUACGCUAAGCCAACGGCCACGGAAGGGGGUUUCCCUUUUGCAUUAAUUGCUUCUUCUUCUUCCUUCAGCAUCCGCCUUCCCUCUGUCCCCCUUCUCUUUCUAUAUUAUCAUCACUUUGGCUUCCUCCAUCAGCAGAUCGAAAACAAUGGACGGAUUCGCCCGCACUGCUUCCUUCAGAUCCUCCACUUCGUUCCCGUCUUCGGCGGCCAUGAGAGGCAGGGAGAGAGGCAGCCGCCGAUGCACUGUGUCUUUCGUGGUAAAAAGAGUCGCUUGUGCCGUUUUCAUCUGUGUUUUUGCAAUAGUUGGUUCAUUAGUAGGGGCAAUCACUGGUGCUCUUAUUGGCCUAGCUACUGAGAGCGGAUUACUACGUGGGGCUGGAAUUGGAGCUAUUUCAGGGGCAGUCUUCUCCAUUGAAGCUGUUGAGUCAUCUCUAUAUUUAUGGAGAUCCAGAGAGUCAGGAAUUUGGAGUGUUUUAUAUGUGUUCGACAUAAUAUGUAGCCUAUUUAGUGGAAGAAUUGUUCGGGAAAAGGUUGGCCCAGCAAUGCAGAAUGCUGUACAAAGCCAGAUCAGUGCUAUUGACUUGCCUUCUGUAGAGCCCUCUGAUUUAUUCGCAACAGAUAGCAUGACAGGAGGGUUAUCCAUGGAUUCUGUGACAAGGCUCCCAAAGAUCAAAAUUACUGCAGCUAAUAUUGAAGCUGCAGGUGACAAAUUCUGCUGUUCAGUAUGCCUGCAGGACUUCGAAACUGAUGAAACAGUGAGAUGUCUGCCUCAUUGCCAACAUUUGUUCCAUUUGCCAUGCAUCGAUAGCUGGCUCAUCAGGCAUGGCUCUUGUCCACUUUGUAGAAGAGAUAUCUAGAUUUUCUCUCUCUCUGUAAAUUCCAGAAUCCAGAGAGUAGCUUGGGCUCUAUCUUUUAGCAGUGUGUUUGCUUAUAUAUUUUCUUUCACAUCCUACUUGUUUACCUUUUGCUGGCACACAUCUUUCUGUAUCUUGCGACUGUAGCUGUAGAGUGCUUAAUAUUAGAUGCUUUAGUUUGUAG